Molecule: messenger RNA, 1740 nt
Organism: Mucor velutinosus
Lineage: Eukaryota; Fungi; Mucoromycota; Mucoromycetes; Mucorales; Mucoraceae
Exons: 8
Coding region: 1-1740 (579 amino acids)
Cellular component (GO): nucleus; cytoplasm
Source: RefSeq, a predicted model, not a curated record
AUGGACAGAGAAGAACAAGAAAGCCAGCAAAGAAUAUCAGAGUCUGAGGAAUACCCAAUCUUCGAUAAAUUGUUGAGGAUCAAGCAGCGACUUAUGGUAUUGAAAAAGCACGAAAAGAUGGCACCACAGGAUAUUUUGGUCUUGCAAGGAGAGUUUGAAAACACAAUUACAGAGCUGAUUCAGAUACGAGGAGGUGUGCUGUUUAAAGAGAACCAUGUCAACAAUCGAACAGACGAUGAGCUGCAUAAAGUCUGUCAGCUCAUGAGCCUGUGCUUCAUGACGAUAGGAAAAUGGCAUGAAAGCCCUGCUAUCUUUUGUCAAGUCAUUGCCAUCAAGAACUGCUUUUAUCAGCUGGAACAAAUUGGCAUUUACGACGAGCACACCCUUCAACCCUACGGCAAAAAGCUACAACAACUGGAAAGCCUAUUGACAGAAGAUGAACAAAAUUGCGCAUUGCCUCCACCUAUAUUGGAAUUGAUUCGUUACAAUUACUCCGUGUGUAAACGCAUUUACGAUAAGCUAUUAUCGUUGAUCCGUGACAUGUCCCCAACUCUAAUUCCCAUUAGAAGCAAAUUACUGGAGAUUCGAGGGCAACUGAUCAAAGUUGCAUUCCAGAGAGACUAUAAUGAAGAAGACAUCCUCCCAAUCCAAGAAGAAUUACUGAAAAUCGACAAUGUACGAGGCAGAACUGGUAUAUUUCUGAAAAAUAAGGCAGAGCAGGAUGUGUUACCUUUCCUUGGUCAAGGCACUCUGGUGGAUAUGCUGGAAAAGAAUUUCAGUGCUUGUCAUGAUCUGCUGAUUUUGGAUAACCAGCCUAUAGUCGAGUCCGUUCGCCAACGCUUGAUUGACAUUCGAUCUGACUUGGAAGGCAUUGAAAUAACCAGUAAAUGGAGCCUAAGGCAAACGGAUCUCUUUACUUAUCAGUUGCAGCUGCAUGAUGUGGCACGCAUGUUGUAUAAAGAGGAUGAAUUUGAAGGCGAGGAAGGUCGAAGCAUGCUUUCUAAUUUGUUGGCUGCGUGCUAUAACAUCAUUCUCAACUUGCUUGGUGAUGGCCCUUCCGUUGCAGAGUCCUUGUUACCAAUUUACCAUCAACUAAACACAUUGCGUGAUUGCCUAAAGAGAUUACUAUCACUUCAUUGCAAGCUUUCAGAUGACGAAAAGAUGCUUUAUGCAUUGAAACUGAGGAGUAUAGACAUGAAGCGCGAAAAUGGGAGUUUUCAUGAUGAGGAUGGACUUAUACCAGAAGGGCAAAGUAAAUGUGUGUUUGCUCUAGAAGAAUGCUACAGACUGAUUCAAGAAUUGAAUAAAUUUGACGAUGAAGAUGAUGGAGAAGAGGGCAGUAGCAGCAGUAGUCAUAGUGAUACAAUAUCGCUUUACCUCAACAUUUUAUACAAUGGAAUCCAUCCAAGAAGGGUGGCUCUUUCUCCUCAUCUUACCACCGCUCUUGGCGAUGUUCAACGUGCCACGGUUGACCUUGGCAGCCCGCCUGGUACCUUGAUGCCCUCUUUUCUUAGCCAUGCUGGUGCUCGCUAUCCAACUACUAAUGCGGUUGAGAUCAAUAAUUUCUAUGAGCUACAAACUAAAGUCCCUGGAUUUGACAAGAAAGAUGUCCAAGUGGAGGUCCCUGAUAACCAUACAAUCGUAUUGAAAGGCUCUACGGAGCAAAAACAAGAAGCUACUGAGGGUAUUACUCAACGAGUAGUUGCAACUGCUAUCGACAAGGAAAAGCAAGUAGCCUAA